Lutra lutra (Eurasian river otter) is the source of this 5137-nucleotide messenger RNA. It is a transcript of the gene ZNF772, whose product is annotated as zinc finger protein 772. Gene Ontology annotation, cellular component: nucleus. Gene Ontology annotation, molecular function: RNA polymerase II cis-regulatory region sequence-specific DNA binding; DNA-binding transcription activator activity, RNA polymerase II-specific. The transcript has 5 exons. Bases 491 to 1903 code for a protein of 470 amino acids. Gene Ontology annotation, biological process: regulation of cytokine production; negative regulation of transcription by RNA polymerase II; regulation of immune system process. The record is from RefSeq and is a predicted model, not a curated record. NCBI's taxonomy places the organism in Eukaryota, Metazoa, Chordata, Mammalia, Carnivora, Mustelidae.
CGGGUCCUCGCGCGACCUCUGUUUCUGAAUGCAGACCCUCGAAUGAGCUGCCUCAGGGCGCUGCCGCUCAGGCCCCUGUGUCUAGACAGCAGGGGCGCCCCUGGUUGGGCCCCGUUUCUGAUCGCCGGUGUGGCGGGCUGUGGAGGGACGUCGCGGACAGAGGGGCCAGCAUAUGCAAAGGCUUGGGAGGCGACACAGACGGAGCAUUCGGGAAACCUGGAGCCUUGGUGUGUGAAAGGAUCAUAGUGUGAGGAGGACUUAGACCUGCGGUGUCAGCCUGAGUAGCUCUAACGUCACUGUGAGCGUGCUGGGAGCUAUGAAGGGUUCUAGACCGGGAGGGACGCCAUCUGAAGGCUUUUAAAAGUAUUUCAUAGGCUGCUUGUGGAACAAGCAAGUUUGGGAGAUGAGGCGGCCCGUGAGGCACAGAAAGACCUAGUCCGAGGUAACACAGCUGUCAGGUGGCCUGAAGACCUAGGCACAGAAGGUUCCGAUGAACUCAGAAGUAAUUAUGGACCCUGUACAGGGACAGGUGAACUUUGAGGACGUGGCUGUGUACUUCUCCCAGGAGGAGUGGGGUCUCCUUGAUGAGGCUCAGAGACACCUGUACCGCGAUGUGAUGAUGGAGACCUUUGCACUUGUGGCCUCGCUGAGAGAUGAAUCUUCCAUGUCCCAUGGGGUUCCCUCCCUGGAGCUGGGCAGCAAGCCCUGGAGAUCUGACUGGGCAGACGUUACUCCAGCCAGGACCAGAGAAGCUCAGGGUUGUUGGCAUGGAAUGGAGGACGAGGAGAUAGCUUUUGAGCAGAACAGUUUUAUGGGAGUGUCACAGGUCAGGACUCCCAAGGCACGUCCUUCUACCCAGAAGGCCCACCUCUGUGAGACAUGUGGCUUGGUCUUGAGAGACAUUUUGCAUGUGGCUGAGCCCCAGGGAACACACCCUGAGCAGAAAUCAUACAUGUGUGGGGCAUGUGGGAAACAAUUCUGCUUCAAUGCAAACCUUCACCACCAGAAGCAGCACAGUGGAGAGGAGCGCUUCAGAGGGGGCAAGGGCAGCCCCUUGUUUGUGAGCAGCUCCCCUGUCGAUCCACUGGAGAUCCCUUGUACGACAGGGAAGAGUUAUAAGGACUUCCCAACUAGCUCAAAUAUUUUCCAGCAGCGUGCUCCUCAUAGUCAAUGGAAGCCAAGCAGUAACACCAAAUGUGUGGGUGCCUUUCACAGUGGACAAAGGCAUUACGAGUGCAAUGAAUGUGGGAAAGCCUUCAGCCGCAAAGACUCACUUGUCCAGCACCAGAGAGUCCACACUGGAGAAAGGCCUUAUGAGUGCAGCGAAUGUGGGAAAACCUUCAGCCGCAAACCCAUACUUGCUCAGCACCAGAGAAUCCACACUGGAGAAAUGCCAUACGAGUGUGGCAUAUGUGGGAAAGUUUUCAAUCAUAGCUCCAACCUUAUUGUACACCAGAGAGUUCACACUGGAGCGAGGCCUUACAAGUGCAGUGAAUGUGGGAAAGCGUAUAGCCACAAAUCCACACUUGUUCAGCAUGAGAGUAUCCAUACUGGAGAAAGACCUUAUGAGUGCAGCGAAUGUGGGAAGUACUUUGGUCACAAAUACAGACUCAUUAAACACUGGAGUGUUCAUACUGGAGCAAGGCCCUAUGAGUGCAUUGCAUGUGGGAAGUUCUUUAGCCAGAGCUCCGACCUUAUUGCACACCAGAGAGUUCACAAUGGUGAAAAGCCCUAUGCGUGCAGUGACUGUGGAAAAGCCUUUAGCCACAAACAUGUACUUGUUCAACACCACAGAAUUCACACUGGAGAAAGGCCAUAUAAGUGCAGUGAGUGUGGGAAGGCCUUCAGGCAAAGAGCUUCCCUCAUCCGACACUGGAAAGUUCACAUUGGAGAAAGGCCUUAGGAUGGCAGGGAAUACACCAUUUCCUUGUUCCAUUAGUGACUGACAGCAGAGAGAAGCUCUGAGAUUAGCCUUCCUGAGUAGCCAUCAGCCAGAAGUUGAACCUCAUAACAUUUAAACAUCCACCCCGAGGAGAUUUUUCUGAGUGCAACAUAUGUGGGAAGCUUUCUGGUGCAGUGUUGCCCUUUGUAACCUGUCCAGAAGCCUUGCCAGAAUUCUGUCACUGCCCGUGUCUCUGGAAAAACAGAAAAUAAAAAACCAGUCAUGUAUGGAAUGGCAGAGUCCCACAUUGUGCAUAAGUCACCCCAACAUGUUGUAAUAGGCAGUCCUCUGCUCCUCCCUUCCCCAGAGGGAAUCAUCAGUACCCGGAGCCCAUUAAAAAUCCAUACUCCUUCCUGCCGUCUCCACCACCAGCUGGUAUAAGCAUGGACACGACCUAACUUUGGUCAGAAGGUGGCAAGCUUUGUUCUGCUGGCUGCUUGCAGAGAAGGUUUCCGUUUUUCGUGGACUUCGUUGGUCUCAUUUUGCACUCACGAUGGAUUUGUGCAGUCUUCAAGUCACCUACCUUAGGAGUUGUCUGUCUCAUGUUCUGUUUUUGCAACAAAUGACUUAGUUUUUAAACUAUAAUUUUGGGGAUUCCAUUCACUCUGCGUUGUAUUGAAAACAGAAUUGGAUUCUGCCAGCGUGAAGGGAGGAAGAGCUUUUGUGAGAGUGCCAAAUAUUGCGUCUCAGUGGUGUUAGCAGAAUGGCAAGCAAGGAACAUCUUUCAUUUUAGCCUAACUUGCAUUACUGCUCAAGGUUGCCUAUGAAAGAAUACCGAUCUUGGUGGGCCUAAUCUUUUGGCCUAUAUGCUGAGAUUUGUGAUCAUGGUCACCCUGAGCACUGGGCAGUUGUGACAGCCUCUGGUGUAUCUGGGGGCAGUAUGAAUUGUUUCCCUUGUCCCAGAGGGAGUUUCAUAGUCCCAUAUUCUCUUGAUGAGAACUUGACCCCUGGGACCUGCCAGUGCCCCUGAAAUUUAUUUAAUAGGCAGAUGUCACUGUCCCCUAAGACUAGGUAGGAAUCAUAAUUGGCACAGAUACUGAUUAAUAGGGAGUUGGGAGCAAACUACAGGGAGUGUGACUCUAAUAAAGGUAAAUCCACAUGUUUCCAUCACUAUGGCUUUGGUACAAGGUUACAGAAAUUCUCAGGAUUCCCAUAUUUGUGUCUCUUAUGGCUACAGUCACUGUCAGAGCAAUCAGUUGAAGCAUUUUCUGCAAUAAAAUGCACAUAUUUAUAGUGUACAGUUUGAUAAGUUUUGAUACAUGUUUGCACCUGUGAAGCCAAGUUUUCUGAUGUGCCCCACAAUCCCUCUGUCCCUUACCCAUUCCCAGGCAACCAUUCAUCUUGCUUUCUGUCACAGUAGAUUUAUUUGAAUUUCCCAGAAUUUUUUUCAAUUAGCAAUAGUCGUGCCUCGGAUAAACCUCAUUGGCUACAAUACUGCCACUGCACAAAGCUCCCAGAAUUUUUUUAUCUGUGGAAAAAUUUAUGUACACAGGUAACACUUUAAUAUGUACUCUGACGUAUCUGCCUUUAACUUUGAAUAAUUAUCUUGUGAUCCAUCAGUGUUAGGAUCAAUUCAUUCCUUUGCAUUCAUGCUUUUUCUCAUUUUAGAGAAGAAGUUCCAAAUCGGGUGAUCCAGUAGAGGGCUCACACAAAAACAGCUACAGUAUCUGUUCGACCUUUUCCAGGACAUGAUGUGUUAACUUUCCUGACUUACUCUGUGGGUGACACAGACUCAUCCUGGUGUAAAGUGGAAGGGGAUUCCAGAACAGGGAUAAUACAAGAAGGUAGGGGUUCUAAGAGAAUGUCUAGGAUAGUGGCCACCACAAUCGUAGGCUUUAUUUUCUUUUGCAUUUUUAAUCUUUCAAUGAUGAGUUACAUUGACAAAUUUUAAAAACUUAAACCAGUCUUACAUUUCUAAGAUGAGCCCCGCUUGGUCAUGAUGUGUUCUUUUUAUGUAUUGUAUUUAUUUGCCUUUUUUUUUUUUUAAGAUUUUUGUUCAUGAGAGAUGUUAGUUUCUAAUUUUUCUUAAUGCUUGGGUUUAAUUGGUAUCACCAUAAUGCUGGCUUUAUACAUUACGUUGGUUAAGUAUCCCCUGAUUUAAUUUUUAAAUUUCAGUUUCUGAAGAAUUGGUGUUGUUUCUUCCUUGUUUUGUAGAAUUCACCAGUGAAAUAAUUGGACCUGGAGUUUAUCUUAUGGGAAGAUUUGUAAUUACAAAUUUAAUUUUCAUAGUGGAUUUACAUCUAUAGAAGUUAUCUUUUUUCCUAUAGAGUGAGCAUUGGUGGUUUGUGUCAUUCAAGGAGUUCAUUUUAUUUAAGUAAUCAAACUUUUCAAACCAUUAUUAUUUUAGUGCCUGCAGAGUCUUUACUGAUGCCACCUCUAAUUCCUGUGUUAACCUUAAAAAUAAAACUGCCAGUUAUUUUACCAGCCAAAAAAUGGGUUUAUUCAGGAAUAGCUGAGAUUACAAUCUAGGACAAGUGAAUUUUAGCAAAACCAUAGGCAAGUCCAGAGAACGAAGGUAAAGAACGAAUUUUUAUAGAGGAAAGGGGGAAGUUGGGAAGGGCUGUAAUAAACUAAAAGUCCACUGACCUAAAUUGGGGCUUGUAACUACAGUUUGUUAUUAGCUGAGCUAUCACUGUCUCUAAUUGGUUGGAUUGUUGCCAGGGGAGGAAGAACUCUCUCCUCCUGCUAGGAUAAUAAAGUAGUAUUGGCUCGCAAGGUCCACCUCUUCCUGUCCAGUCUGCAGUCGGCAGCUAGUGCCACGCGUGAGAGCACCCCCUGCUGGCCGCCUGACCUCAUUCUAAAUGAGGUUUCCUUUUAUUAAUUUGCCCAUUUCCCCCUUUUGAUUAAGAUCUUUCUUUGAAAGCAUUGCCAAUCAGUAGUCAGGUUCUUUAUGCUUACUGGUUUUGUCCCUCAGUACCAGGAAGGUUGUCAUGUCCUACGUUGGAAGGAAAGUGUUGCAAGUGGAAACCAGUUAAGGCCACAUUUGAGGAAUAAGGAAAGUUAGGAGGGAGAAACUCGGAGUCUUGAAGCAUCAGCCAGCAUCACCUUAUUGGGUGAUCAUUUAAAAAGAUAAAAAAAAAAAACCCUCAACAGCAAAAUACAAAACAGUUCUAUACAAGUCAAAAGUAACAAUUUCAAAUUGUAUGAUGGUUGUUUUUAUUUUAUUUAUUCCUUUAUUUGUCAGAGAGAGAGCGU